This is a messenger RNA of Lathyrus oleraceus (garden pea), 921 nucleotides long. RefSeq lists its product as uncharacterized. The transcript has a single exon. The record is from RefSeq and is a predicted model, not a curated record. The coding region runs from base 1 to 921 and encodes 306 amino acids. NCBI's taxonomy places the organism in Eukaryota, Viridiplantae, Streptophyta, Magnoliopsida, Fabales, Fabaceae.
AUGCUAAAAUGUGGGAGGAAUUUUAGCUUGUUAUCUGUGGCGGUGCAAAAGGAUGUUAUUACUGCACUAGCCCAGUUUUAUGAUCCACCACUCAGAAGUUUCCUCUGCCGAGAUUUUCAGUUGGCCCCAACUUUGGCGGAAUUCGGGAAAAUAUUGGACUCUCCUAAGCAAAAAAAGGGACCUUAUAAGGGACUGGGUCAAUUCCCAAAACCCAAGGAGCUGGCGGAGGGAUUGGACAUUUCGGUUGAAUAUUUAACUCCUAACAUCAAGAUUUUGGAAAAGGUACAAGGAAUUCCUCAAGAAUACUUAGAGAAGACUGCUCAAAUUUUUGCCAAAGCCCAGAAGUGGGAAGCCUAUGAUACUAUUAUGGCCUUUCUCAUUUUUGGAUUAGUGUUGUUUCCUAAUGUGGAAAAAUUGGUGGACGUGGCAGCUAUUAGUGUGUUUUGGGCCGUUAAGGUUAAAGAUGAAGAUCCAGUACCCGCACUUCUGGCAGAUGUUUAUCAUACCUUGCACUUACGCUUUGAGAAGAAGGGGGGAUUGAUGUUGUGUUGCAUACCGCUCCUUUACAAAUGGUUUAUUUCUCAUGUGUUUAAAGAUAUCGAUAUGGUUGAAAGGAUGGAUGGAUAUGAGCGGUCUCAAAAGCUUAUAGGACUCACAGAAAAGACCAUUAUUUGGUACCCCCAUGAUUUGAACUUGGGGAAUGCAGUUACUAGUUGUGGAGAUUUUCUGAAUGUACCACUGAUAGGGUCAAAGGGUUGCAUAAACUACAAUCCAGUCCUAGCAGUGAGGCAAUUGGGUUAUCCUAUCACAUACAAGCUAAAAGACCAUUUGUUGGAAGGCUUUGUGUUUCAUGAUAUGGAAGACCCCAUUAUGUUGAAAAAGAUCAUCCGAGCCUGGGAAAAUGUUCUUUUCAGAGAAUAA